ACGACACAGCGCGGUUCAGAACAGCACAGCACAGCAGAGCAGAGCAGAGCAGAGCAGAGCACAGCAGAGCAGAGCCAUGCCGACGGACUUCAGCGGGCAUUGGGAUCUGGAGAGGAGUGAUAACUUUGAGGAGUAUCUGAAGACACUGAACAUUGAUUUUGCCACCCGUAAGAUUGCGUGCCACCUCCACCAGACCAAAGUCUUCAUUCAGGAUGGCGACGCGAUCACAAUCAAGACCCUCAGCACCUUCAGAAACUACGAGCUGUCCUUCACCGUCGGACUGGAGAGGGACGAGCACACCAAAGGCCUGGACAACAGGGUGGUCAAGGCGCUGGCGACCUGGGAGGGAGACAAACUGGUCUGCACUCAGAAGGGGGAGAAGGCCAACCGGGGAUGGAAGCACUGGAUAGAUGAUGAUGAUGGAGCUGACGUGUGAGGACAAAGUCUGCAUCCAGGUGUUCAAGAGAAAGGAAUGAGAUUAAUCUCUCACUGAAUAUUAUGGAUGUUACCACCAACAUAACUCAUCCAUUGUGGUUUCCUGAUGAACGCCGGGAAAUAUUUAUAUUCUGUUGUACAUAUUGAACAGUAAAACGACAAGGAUAUACUAUCUACAUUCCAAACCAGUGUUAAAUACAUUUCAGUAAUGUAUAGCUAUUCAGUCUCUUCAGCAUGUAAAUGUCUGUUUUUCACAACUUACAUAGUUCAUUCAAAAUGCAGUUUCAUGCAUUUGUGCAGUUAAAGGGAUUGUUUGAAUAAACAUGAAUUCCUACGUUGUGAAAUUGUGACUGUGCAUUUAAGUGGCUCGUAAGUAAAGAAAACCUGAUCUCUGUGCCCUUGUUAGCACUCAUAUAAAUACAUCUGUAUGUGCAGUGU
Clupea harengus (Atlantic herring) is the source of this 873-nucleotide messenger RNA. RefSeq names its product retinol binding protein 2b, cellular (gene rbp2b). The record is from RefSeq and is a predicted model, not a curated record. NCBI's taxonomy places the organism in Eukaryota, Metazoa, Chordata, Actinopteri, Clupeiformes, Clupeidae. The transcript has 4 exons. Bases 77 to 436 code for a protein of 119 amino acids. Gene Ontology annotation, molecular function: lipid binding.